AUGGUGGCUAUGGAUGCUGUUCGUCAAACUCAUAACAACGCUGAGAAGCCAAAUCAUUUGCAGUGUGUGAGGAAUCAACUAGUGCAUAUUAAUUGCACAUGUUAUAGCUACCUUCGAGAUUUUCGUGUGGAAGCUUGUCCUCAGUUUAAACAACAUCAGUGUCAGCAGCAUCGUCCUUAUACUUGUUUUAAUUGGCAUUUUGCAAAUCAGCGUAGACGUCGACCGGUAAGACGAUCAGAUGGUACUUUUAACUACUCAGCUGAUGUGUACUGUGACAGGUAUGACGAAAACACUGGUAUAUGCCCGGAUGGAGAUAGCUGCGGUUUUCUACAUCGUGUAGCUGGAGAUGUCGAGCGUAAGUAUCAUCUUCGGUACUAUAAGACAGCAUUAUGUGUACAUCCUACAGAUGCACGAGGUAUUUGUACUAAAAAUGGUCCUCAUUGUGCAUUUGCUCACAGUGUUCCAGAUAUUCGACAAGCCGUACAUGACUGUCAGGAUAACCAGAAUGGCGCCUUAUUAGAUCCUGAAAAUCGCGACAGAACGAGCUUUGUUGUUGAAGAUCCAUUGUGGCAUGAUCAGGAUCAUGUUUUAUCUUGCUACAAAACUGAACAGUGCAAGAAGCCAGCUCGUCUUUGUCGCCAGGGUUAUGCAUGUCCAUAUUAUCACAACUCUAAGGAUCGUCGACGACCACCUGCUGUCCAUAAAUACCGAUCUACUCCUUGUCCUACAGCAAAGACAGCGGACGAAUGGCUUGAACCAGAACAGUGUGAAAAUGGUGAUGAAUGUGGUUACUGUCACACGAGGACGGAACAACAGUUUCACCCUGAAAUAUAUAAAUCAACCAAAUGUAAUGAUAUGCUUGAUCAUGGUUAUUGUCCUCGUGCUGUAUUUUGUGCUUUUGCGCACCAUGAUUCAGAAUUACAUGUUCAACGUUCACCUUAUUAUCGACCAAGUAACGGUUCUGAUUCCUCUUUACCUCCAAAACAGGCCAGUAGUUCGACGAAUUCAGGAAACGGAGAACAAACAUCAUCUCCAACAGGGCGUUUAGAAAAUAAUAUGGUGCAAACAACAACAACAAUUUCAACACCCACUUAUUCAGCUGUUUUAAAGCAAAAGCAAACACCAGGAAAAAAUAAUUUAUCUAAUGGAGGUGAUGAUGGACUUCCUAGUAGUUAUCCAAAAGCUCCAGGGUUUGAACGUCCUCAGCGUGUAGCUGAUAGUGCUAUUGGUCGCAUACGAACUUCCUCAUUAAAUAUGGGGCAACUCGAUUUAGGUUAUUCUGUUACGAGCGCUAAUGAAACUGUCGUAUCCUCUUUGCCUACUUUUUCAACGUUGGGUACAGUGACUCGAUCUACGGAUGCAUCAAUUCGUGGGCUACCACCUGCGAUUGAUGAACUGUUUUUGGAUGACUUAACAAGCAACACGCUUUCUCCAAUAUCUGAACAAAAAGAGCACAAGUUACUACCCGAUUUCUUCACUAGUCCACCCAUGACGUCUUCUUCACCCAUGCAAAUUCCCAAUUCGAACUCUCCGUUUGGUUCGUCACCACUAGUUUCUCUUGGUGAGUCAUUGUUUCAGCAAAGCAAAUUGACAAUUGACUUACCAACGGCUCCGCAACUGAAGGGAUUGAUGGGUCUACCAUCUUCGCUAGGUUCAGAUUUGUUGAAAAUGGACUUAACUAUUCCUCAACAUGAAAUGAGCAAAGAGGAGUUACAAAAAGAAUUGAAAAGGAAGAGUGAAGAACUUGUGGCUCAUCAUCAAAAAUUAACUGCUUGGGAGGAAGGUCUGAAACAGGCACGACAAGCUUGUGAGGCUUGGAAGAAGGAUGCAGAAUAUUACCGUCAAAUUGCAGAACAAGCAGAAAUAGAUAAAACAAAAGCAAUCUAUGAAAGGGACCAAGCUUUGAUACAACUUGAUUUGCUCAAGCGGGAAUUGCGAGUAAACGCAGCAAUUCGACCACCUUCACCUUUAGACCCCUUGCAGAACUUCUCGUCACCUAUAGGGUCAUUCACUUUAUUCGCACCAAUUAAAACCGAUAGUCAGAAUGAAAGCACUGGUCCGGUGUGUGCACGUUGUGGGCGUGAAAAAACGGCUGAUUCCCGGAAUUCGUCUUGUCGCCUUUGCUGUAGUUGA
Thelazia callipaeda (thelaziosis nematode) is the source of this 2133-nucleotide messenger RNA. The record is from the annotation of a GenBank genome assembly. NCBI's taxonomy places the organism in Eukaryota, Metazoa, Nematoda, Chromadorea, Rhabditida, Thelaziidae.